This is a messenger RNA of Symbiodinium sp. CCMP2592, 750 nucleotides long. NCBI's taxonomy places the organism in Eukaryota, Dinophyceae, Suessiales, Symbiodiniaceae. The record is from the annotation of a GenBank genome assembly.
AUGGCGGAUUCGAGAUAUGUGGACGUUCUCCUUGAGACGAUGGCGAUCUCCAUGGCGGUAUUCUUUAUGACCUCUCCUCUGUCUCAGACACUGGACGUCUAUGGAAUGCCGGCCAAAGUCCGCUACGUGAAGCCGUUGAACUUGCUCUGCUUCUACCUCAACUGCAUGGUGCAGCUGGCCUAUGGCCUCUACCUGCCUCUUGCCCCACUGGUGCCCUGCAACGCCUACGGCGCGGCCGUUGGAGUCGUCAGCACGCUGGUUUGUUGGUGGUUCGCCCGUCGCGAGGCGCAGGCAGAGGACUGGAACCGCAAAGCGGCCCUGGGAACUUUGGCCAUCGCAGCGCUCUCCAUGCUAGUUUUCGCUUAUGCGAAAUACGUCGAGGGUGGCGCUGAGUUCGUCGGCAAACUUGGGAUCUUCGUGGCCUUUUCCAUGUACGGAGCUCCACUGGCCAGCAUCGGUGAGGUGAUGAGGACACAAUCUUCCGAGACGCUACCACUGCUACAGAGCUUCCUGGGCUUUUUGAACAGCUGCUGUUGGCUGGCAGUGGGUCUCCGCAAAGGUGCGACACCGAUUUGGAUUCCGAACCUCGUGAGCGCUUUUCUGCCCCCUGGCUUAGGGUUCCGGAGGGUAGUAGAGGGGCCUGAAGAAUCAGAACAGGGCUGCAUGUCAAGUACAGUUUACAUACAAAAAGGAAUCCUAAGAAUUACGCAGUUCCUUUUUCUGGGGUUGGGGCUUAGGAUUAGAUUCUAG